UUAUCCUUUUCAAUUCAUUCGCGUCUCUUUCUCUCAUUGUUUCCUCCGUCUUCCGGCACCGCUUCGAUCCCAGGAACCCUAACCCUAGACCGAAUCCGAUGUCUAAAGAAACCCCAAUUGUUGAAUUCUAGGGCCCAGUCGUGCACCGUGAUGACGGUUCAACUUCCGACGCCGGUGGCAGGGGAACGGCCCACCUCCUCGGCCAUCUCCGUCCCUUCUACCCGCCGGAAUUCCCUUCCCUUAAUCCGUUUGCCCUGCGGUGAUGAUGACCCUGGUCCGCUUUCUUCUUCCUGGCUCGAGAUACGUCUGUUUUACGUCCGUGUCUCCCCUUGCGCCUCCGGUGCCGCCCCGCCCUUCCUCGCCCUCUCGCACCUCCGCCGCGAUCGGGGUGCUGCCCUCGAGAUCAACAACGCGCGCAUCCCCGAAUCCGAGCCCACGACCAUCCACCUCCGGCGCAACCGCGCCGAUCGUGAUGCGGCCGAUGUGACGUACAUCAGUACCGAUGUCGUUCGUCUUAUUGGAGCUAUCGAUUUCGAGGUAAGUGAUGAUCAGGGCAAUCUCAUGCUAUGUGGCUCGCUGGACAGGAUGGACGCACCGUGGAGCAACGGAGCGAUUGGGUUCGACCAUCAUCGGUUACAAACAUCAGAUAGAGAUCCCAAGGCAGGAUGGAGCAUGGAUUGCUACUUAGCAGCAUCAAUCGGGUCUUCUGUUUUCAUGCAGCCUUCGAAGUCUGGGCUACAAUUAUCUCCCUCCAUCGAGGUCUAUGUUGCCGGGUGUUUUGCUGCUGUUCCUUUGAUUCUCACGCAGACUAUUCAGCUCAGUCCCAGAUGGGGGUCUGUUAGGUCGGCAACAUUGGGCGCAAUUCCAGAGGAUGAAGAAGCAACAGAUGGGGAGCCAGCGAAGGACUAUGGCUUAGAAUCUCAUAAAAGUUCGCCAGCAUCAACGGUGGCAGAGAAAGAACCUAAUGAAUACAAUCCAACUAUGGCCGUCAAACACAGCUAUCAUGGCGGUUGGUAUUCAGAUGAGGAUGGACAACUAUCAUGGUUUAAUGCAGGAGUUAGAGUUGGCCUUGGAAUAGGCCUGGGAAUGUGUGUUGGAGUAGGGAUUGGGGUCGGACUCCUCAUGAACUCGUACCAGGCAACUACCAGAAGUUUCAAGAGGCGUUUCUUCUGAGUUUACACAAGAAACAUGACACGUCUACUGGAAAAUCAUAAACUACCGUCCUGUUGAAUAAGAUUAAUAAUGGCUUUUUGUUUCUUGCACUUUUAAUAUGUUUUAGUGGCAUUGGUUGUCACGAGUUGAGUGGUUAAUGUAGAUACGGGUUUUCCCCUGCACACCCUCUCUAAGCUCUAUAAAGCCUUGUAUAUCUCGUUCCCAUGUACGUUUCCUCCUCCAUGGACCGGUAAACUUUCAAAAGUUUUAUAUUAUUUGUUUGUGUAUCAAA
This is a messenger RNA of Zingiber officinale, 1444 nucleotides long. RefSeq lists its product as uncharacterized. The record is from RefSeq and is a predicted model, not a curated record. Lineage: Eukaryota; Viridiplantae; Streptophyta; Magnoliopsida; Zingiberales; Zingiberaceae. The transcript has 2 exons. The coding region runs from base 151 to 1173 and encodes 340 amino acids.